AUGGCAGUAAUGCACGCUGCACUGUCGCCAACCAGACCUAUCUCCCCAGAGGAGCAACAGGCCAUCAACGACCUCAGAACGAUCCUGCCCUCGAUAGAAUGCUUGGAGGAUUCGUAUGUGUUGCGAUGGUUACGUGCUAAGGACCUACGAUUCGACGAAACUGCUGAUGCCCUUAAGAAGCAUGUUGUAUUCCGGAAAGCAUGGGAACUCGACACUAUCUCUACUUGGGAAGCACCAGAGAUAUUGAUUUUGUUUGAAAAUCAAAAUGACAGAUGUGAAAAUCGUUCAGGAAUGCUGAAAUCGGUCGCCUCCCUCGAUUAUAUCAAAUUCUCCCUGGCAGCCAUUGAAAAAGGACUGGAACUGUGUGCUCAAAAAGCAAAACAAAGUGGACGACCGUUCGAACAAAUGAUGUUGGUAUUCGAUUUGGACCAUAUUGGCUCUGCACAUUUCUCCUGCAAACAGUUUGCAAGCUCUUUUACCACUCUCGUCACCCUUUUCCAGGAACAUUACCCAUUAGUGCUGAGAAAGAUACUAAUAAUCAGGGCACCUGAAAUGGCUCGAAUAGCCUACGCCUCAAUUACUGCCAUUCUCAGCGAUCCUAUCACAAGGCUCAUCGAGAUGCCGUCAGAGGCUGAUUGGAAAUGGGCGCUAGCCCAAUACGUCAAUUUGGAUGGAUGGCCAGUUCAUUGGGGAGGAAAUCGACUCGAAAAUGGAGAUCCAAAAUGUCCAGCCACCAUACGAUACGGUAUGGGACCUGUUCCAUCGGAUUACUUUGUUGAUCCGAAAAGAGCUAUGCCAGACUACGAUCAGCUGACGACCGUUUACGCAGGCGAUAAGCAUCUGAUCUCAAUUCGAGUCAAGGAAAGAUGCAAAAUCUGGCAAGCCAACAAUCUCACGGAGAUGGAGGUCGUCUAUCCGUACAUUCGCCUCGAAUGCACUAAUGUACCAAUUUCCGGUCACUAUGUCGCUGAAAAAGCUGGAAAUUAUAUCAUCGAAUUCGACAACUAUUACUCAUGGUUUUCGGCUAAACAACUCCGCUAUAAUAUUGAAAUCGAAGAAAUGUAA
Messenger RNA from Haemonchus placei, 1065 nucleotides. The record is from the annotation of a GenBank genome assembly. NCBI's taxonomy places the organism in Eukaryota, Metazoa, Nematoda, Chromadorea, Rhabditida, Trichostrongylidae.